Lepus europaeus (European hare) is the source of this 7000-nucleotide messenger RNA. It is a transcript of the gene PCNX2, whose product is annotated as pecanex 2. Gene Ontology annotation, cellular component: membrane. The coding region runs from base 1 to 6246 and encodes 2081 amino acids. The transcript has 33 exons. The record is from RefSeq and is a predicted model, not a curated record. NCBI's taxonomy places the organism in Eukaryota, Metazoa, Chordata, Mammalia, Lagomorpha, Leporidae.
AUGGUGUCCCAGGUGCUGCAGCUGCUUCGGCAGGGCGUGUGGGCCGCGCUCACGGGCGGCUGGUACCACGACCCUGAGCAGAGCAAGUUCACCAACAGCUGCCAUCUCUACCUGUGGCUGUUCCUGCUGCUGCUGCCCCUGGCCCUGCACCUGGCUUUUCCUCCAAAUGCCAUCAUUGUAUUUUUUUACUGCAUGUCAGUGACUCUGUUCUUCACAAUAAUCAAGCUGGUCAGUUAUCGCCUACACCUCAUGUUUGAUAAAGGAGAAGUAAUUCAGAAAAGACCCUCCAGAAAGAAAGAAAAGUCAAGUAAAGACAAAGAUGCCAACAGUGAACACAUGACUAACCACAAAAUUCCAAGCAAUAACAGGCAAAUUCACAAUGAUAGAAAGGAAGAGGCCACUCGAACCUUCCCUACGCCUCCCCUCCACUGCAGUUCCAGAGGGCAGAGCUUGAAUUCUCAUCACUCUUCUGGGCCUUUGGAGUUGCCGGCGCAGGAAACAGUUGAAGAUCUCAAAGGUGUCAUUCUGUCAGAAGACCAACCUAUAGCACCAGUUUCAUCUACCUCACCAGGUAUCAAAACACAAAGCUUACCUGCUUCUCAAGUGCACAUGCAAGAAACCACACCCAGGUCAGCAAAACUGGUGAAACCAGUUGCCACUGGAACUCUCAUCAAUGGGAAGGGAAAGGAAAGAGGCAUCAAGGGGCAGCCCCCUUUCCGCCACAGAUCUGAGGGUGGCCUAGUGGACAAAGGAGCCCUGAAGAAGUUGCCACACCUGUCUUUGUCUCAGUAUGACUUACUAGAAACAGAUGUUUCUUUCCAGCCAUGGGGGAGUGAAAAUUCAGUCUUGAUUCCAGAACCCAUAGAUUGUCCUCAGGGCUCCAUAAGGGAACAGUUUCCAAAAAAGUCACCUCAGGACAGCAUGAGCAGCAGUUGCCCUCAGUGUGAUACCAUCAUGGCCAAACCUGAGGAGGAGCUGCUAGAAACUUCCUGUCAGGUAGACCUGCCCGUGAACCAUGAAGCGGACUACUCAGACAGUGAGGUUGCUGUUACUCUUAUUGAUAAUUCUCAACCUGGGGACCCACUGAGUCUGCACGAACCCAUUAAAAUUGUCAUCACGAUGAGCAGUACCCCAAACUCCAUGACAGACUUGGAAAGCUCCCUCCACCUGAAAGUGAUUGGCACAGAAAGGACCAGUGGAAAGUCUGACACUGAGCCAGCUAUCCCAAGAGUGGCCAGCCCAACAAACACAGAGCAGAUCAGAAUUCCUGUGAUCACGCUAGAACUGUCUGAAGAUGGAGAAGAAGGUGUUACUUGUUCUGAAGGCAAUAGAACUGAAAAGACUCCAGAAAGACUCCAGGUAGAAGGAUCAUCCAAUCAGUGUUCUGGCUACGGGUCUGGGGAAGGAGGAAGUCCUUCCCCAAGGCAUCCUUGGGAAACAGUUCCCCCAGUCACAUCUGAUGUGACCCCCAAGUCUGAGGGAGGAAAGGAAGGCCAGGAUAACCUUGACCCAUUGUCUUGUAAGGCCAGCCAUGAAAAGAGACAUGCCCGGGUGCUCAGCGUGGAUAGUGGGACAGAUGUCUUCUUGAGUAAAAGAUGUGCAGAAGUUAUUAAUGAUAAAGAGAAAACAAUACCAACAUCCAAGUCUGACUUAGAGGCUAAGGAAGGACAAAUACCAAAUGAGUCCAACUUCCUGGAAUUUGUUUCCCUGUUAGAAUCAAUUAACACUUCCAAGGUGGUGGCAUGCGAUCAAAUGAAUGUCUCAGCACAGCAGAGCAAAGAGAGUGGGCCUCAGGAAGAUAAUUGCUCCCAGGAGAAAAAGGAGGAAUUCUUGGCAAGUGAAAAACCCAGUGGACACAAUUCCAAGCAAGGGAAACCAGACUUGCAAAGUGAAGACCAUCCUUGUACGAGCCCCAUGUUCACUCAACCUGCCAGGACCACGGCCUUUUUCCAGGGCAAUAGACAAAGACAGAUCAUCUACAGGGUAACUUCCCAACAAGAUAGCUCUGUUUUGCAAGUCAUCAGUGGGCCUGAAACAUCUGUGCAGGAAGAAAUGUCUGUGGACGCUAUGCAUGUUUUCAUUGAUGAACAUGGGGAAAUUCGAUCCUGUUACUUAAAGUCUGGAAAUCAGAAAGAAGGCCCUUCACAGUAUAUGCCAUCAAAUCAUGAGCGUCUCUCUCAGGCGCGAGAGAUGCAGAUCAGCUCCUCCAGUACCACAACUUCUGAGAGUCCAGAUCCGUCUUCCGGGGACCCUGCUGUCAGUGCUCUCCAACAACAGCUCUUACUCAUGGUGGCUCGGAGGACCCAAUCAGACACCCCACGGCAUGUGAGUCAGGAUCUGGAAGACUCAUCAUGUUCUUCGACACAAGGAAAAUUUAACCGAGAGCAAUUUUACAAAUUUAUCAUUUUCCCUGGCAAGUGGAUUAAAGUCUGGUAUGAUCGACUCACCUUGUUGGCGUUACUUGAUCGAACUGAAGAUGUCAAGGAGAACGUGCUAGCAAUUUUACUCAUUGUCCUGGUUUCCCUUCUUGGAUUUCUGACCUUGAACCAAGGCUUUUGCAAAGAUAUGUGGGUGCUCCUCUUCUGCCUCGUCAUGGCCAGCUGCCAGUACUCGCUGUUAAAGAGCGUUCAGCCUGAUCCUGCCUCACCGAUCCACGGACACAACCAAAUCAUAACCUAUAGCAGACCAAUCUAUUUUUGUGUGCUGUGUGGCCUUAUUUUGCUUCUUGAUACAGGGGCCAAAGCCAGGCACCCUCCCAGCUAUGUUGUGUAUGGCCUGAAGCUCUUCUCUCCAGCGUCCCUGCAAUCAGCCAGGGACUACUUAAUAGUCUUUUUAUAUUGCUUCCCUGCAAUUUCCCUCCUUGGGCUCUUUCCGCAAAUCAACACUUUCUGCAUUUACCUUUUGGAGCAAAUUGACAUGCUGCUUUUUGGAGGCUCUGCUGUUUCUGGGAUAACAUCAGCUGUUUACAGUGUGACCCGGAGUGUCUCAUCAGCCAUCUUGCUCCAUGCCUUCUGUUUCAGCGCAGUGAAGGAACCCUGGAGUACACAACAUAUCCCAGCACUGUUUUCAGCCUUCUGUGGCCUCUUGGUGGCACUUUCCUAUCAUCUGAGCCGGCAGAGCAGUGACCCAUCUGUGCUCCUGUCCUUUAUUCAAUGCGGAUUGUUUCCUAAAUUUUUACAUCAAAAUCUGGAAGAGUCAGCUGCAGACCCUCUCCCCAAGAAGAUGAAAGAUUCCGUGAAGGAUACCUUAAAAUCAGAUCUCAUCAUCUGCUCCGUGGCUGCGGUCCUCUCUUUUGCAGUCAGUGCCAGCACUGUAUUCCUGUCGUUACGACCGUUUCUCAGCAUUGUGCUGUUCGCCCUGGCAGGCAUUGUGGGAUUUGUAACUCACUACCUGCUCCCUCAGCUCCGCAAGCACCACCCGUGGAUGUGGAUUUCACACCCCAUUCUCAAAAACAAAGAAUAUCAGCAACGGGAAGUGAAAGAUGUCGCCCAUUUAAUGUGGUUUGAAAGACUCUAUGUUUGGCUUCAGUGUUUUGAAAAAUAUGUCUUGUACCCAGCAAUCAUUUUGAAUGCCCUCACUAUUGAUGCAUUUUCAAUAAGCAAUUACCGGAGGCUUGGUACCCACUGGGACAUUUUUCUGAUGAUCAUGGCUGGCAUGAAGCUGUUGCGGACUUCUUUCUGCAACCCAGUUCACCAGUUUGUUAACUUGAGCUUCACUGUCAUCUUUUUCCACUGUGAUUACAAAGAUAUCUCAGAGAGUUUCUUACUGGAUUUCUUCAUGGUGUCGAUUUUAUUCAGCAAGGCGAUUGCCACGUCAAUCUUUUCUACUCCGUUGAGCCCAUUUCUUGGGAGUGUCAUUUUCAUCACAUCAUAUGUCAGGCCAGUGAAAUUCUGGGAGAAAAACUACAAUACAAGACGAGUGGAUAAUUCCAACACAAGACUGGCAGUUCAAAUUGAAAGGGAUCCAGGGAAUGAUGACAACAAUCUCAAUUCCAUCUUUUAUGAGCACUUGACAAGGACCCUCCAGGAGUCCCUCUGUGGAGACUUAGUUCUUGGUCGCUGGGGUAACUACAGCUCUGGCGAUUGCUUUAUUCUGGCUUCAGAGGACCUCAAUGCCUUUGUUCACCUGAUUGAAAUUGGAAAUGGUCUUGUCACCUUUCAACUUCGAGGACUGGAAUUCCGAGGAACUUACUGCCAGCAGAGAGAGGUGGAAGCCAUCAUGGAGGGCGACGAGGAUGACAGAGGCUGCUGCUGCUGUAAGCCGGGCCGCUUGCCCCAUCUGCUGUCCUGCAACGCGGCGUUUCACCUUCGCUGGCUCACGUGGGAAAUCAUGAGAACCCAGUACAUCCUGGAGGGCUACAGCAUCAUAGACAACAAUGCAGCCACCAUGCUGCAGGUGUUUGACCUCCGAAGGAUCCUCAUCCGAUACUACGUCAAGAGUAUAAUAUUCUAUAUGGUAACAUCCCCCAAAAUCCUCUCCUGGAUCACAAAUGAAUCACUUCUGAAGUCUCUGCAGCCCUUUGCCAAGUGGCAUUACAUCGAGCGUGACCUCGCAAUGUUCAACAUUAACAUUGAUGAUGACUACGUCCCAUGUCUCCAGGGGAUAACACGAGCUAGCUUCUGCAACGUUUAUCUAGAAUGGAUUCAGUAUUGUGCACAGAAAAGACAAGAGCCUUCAAAGACCCUGGACAGUGACGAGGACUCUCCUUUGGUGACUCUGUCCUUUGCACUGUGCAUCCUGGGGAGAAGAGCUCUGGGAACUGCAGCUCACAACAUGGCCAUCAGCCUGGAUUCUUUCCUGUAUGGCCUCCAUGCCCUCUUCAAAGGCGACUUUAGGGUAACAGCACGGGACGAGUGGGUGUUUGCUGACAUGGACCUGCUGCACAAAGUUGUUGCUCCAGCCAUCAGGAUGUCCCUGAAACUUCACCAGGACCAGUUCACUUGCCCUGAUGAGUAUGAGGACCCAGUGGUCCUCUACGAGGCCAUCCAGUCCUUCCAGAAGAAAGUGGUGAUCUGCCACGAGGGCGAUCCCGCCUGGAGGGGCGCCGUGCUGUCCAAUAAGGAGGAGCUGCUCACCCUGCGGCACGUGGUAGACGAGGGUUCCGACGAGUACAAGGUCAUCAUGCUGCACAAAAGCUUCCUGAGCUUCAAGGUGAUCAAGGUCAACAAAGAGUGCGUGCGAGGACUGUGGGCUGGACAGCAGCAGGAGCUCAUCUUCCUGCGCAACCGCAACCCGGAGCGCGGUAGCAUCCAGAACAAUAAGCAGGUGCUCCGAAACCUCAUCAACUCCUCCUGUGACCAGCCUCUGGGGUACCCCAUGUUUGUCUCCCCGUUGACCACAUCCUAUCUAGGGACCCACAGGCAGCUGAAGAACGUCUGGGGUGGACCCGUCACCUUGGACAGGAUCAGCACGUGGUUCUGCACCAAGUGGUUGCGAGUGCGGAAGGACUGCAGUGCCGGCCAGCACAGCCGCGGCAACAUUGAGGAUGUGGACGGCGGCGGGGCCCCGUCGGCAGGCAGCAGCAACGCCCCAAGUGGUGACAGCCAGGAGAGCAGUGCAGAGCAGCCCAGGAAACAUGGCUCCCAGCACUGGGCCUCACCCCAGGAAGGGGUGCAGAGCACAGGCAGGAGGAAAGGCAGGAGCCAGUCUGUCCAGGCACACUCUGCGCUAAGCCAAAGGCUGCCCACCCUGAGCUCCUCCGGCCCUAUCUUAGAGAGCCGCCAGGUCUUUCUGCAGGCGUCCACGUCGGUCCAUGAGUUGGCCCAGAGGCUCUCGAGCAGCCGGCUCUCUCUGCACACCUCGGCUGCAUCCCUGCACUCCCAGCCCCCGCCUGUCACCACCACGGGCCACCUGAGUGUCCGCGAGCGGGCGGAGGCGCUCAUCAGGUCCAGCCUGGGCUCCUCCACCAGUUCCACCCUCAGUUUCCUCUUUGGCAAGAGGAGCUUCUCCAGCGCGCUCGUCAUCUCGGGACUGUCUGCCGCCGAGGGGGGCAACACCAGCGACACCCAGUCCUCCAGCAGCGUCAACAUCGCAAUGGGCCCCUCGGCCAGGGCUGCCAGCCAGGCCACCCGGCACUUCUCCGAGCCCUGUGAGCCACCUGAUACCACGGAGCAGGGGCAGCCUGGUGACCAGCGUCUGGCUGAGGCAGUGGCAGAGAGCCGCGGGCUGACCUGCAGAAGAGCAAGCCAGGAGGACAUGGGCCUGGACGACACGGCCUCCCAGCAAAGCGCUUCGGACGAACAGUAGCGCGCAUGCGUCGGCUCCGGGGAGAGCCGGACUCCUCCGCGGCUCUCAGCAUCCUAGGUCUUCCCUGGGCUCCCCCAGCCGGCUGGCGCUACCACUGCGACCCACGUAGGGCUGAUCCUGUGGGAGAGUGGGAGCUGUCGAGAAAACUGAAUGACUUUAACUCAGGUUCUUGAAAAAAACCUCAUAUGAUAGAGGGAAAAAAAAAAAAAAAAGACACCACGCCUCCUCCCCCAAGAGCUCCAUGCCCUGGGCAGCGGGAGGCAGGCAGCACCUCCGACUCCCCAGACUGGCGUUUCAAACAACAGCCACUGAGUAUCUUCAAACAACUGAAGUUAAGUAGAGCCCGUAACUAACUCCUUCGUGCCCUGGUGAAAAUAAGACAACUGCAUGUUAAAUAAUCAGCAUUUUACACAUUAACUGUUACCACGAGGCAGGAACGGAAAGCACCACGUAAGACACCAUCAGCUGGUUAACAUCUAGGUGUCAGGAAAACCUCAUCUGUGUGUAACAUUUUACGCAGUUGUUCCGUGUACAAUAGUGGCCGCUUCACUACCCGAACCGUGACAAUGCAUGCAGUCCUAAGGUAUUCUAGGAACAGCCAGGCUACGUGACGAUGUGAGUGGCCAGCGAGUCCGGUCGGCGCGUGGAGAGCAUCGCGGAGCCACCUGGCGCUCCUCCACGCAGUCCCGCGAGCUUCCCGGGAACAUCCGCUCGUCUUCCAAGCUGAGCAACCUCCACGGAUCACAGCACACUU